CGUGCUCUGUUCUCCACGCUCUUGGUCUGAUAAGAUAAGAAUCCAUGUGUGAUGAAUCCAUGUGUAAAAAUGAUGUCUCAUGCUCCCAGAAAACUUGGUAUUGUCAUUGGAAUAUGAAUCAGGGAAGAAAAAAUUGUCUCGGUGUUAAUAAUUGAAACUUCUAGGAAAUAAACAGUACUCAGUAGGAAUGGACGCUAAAGAAGAGGUGGAGAUUUGCAGCAACUGCAAUAAAGAGGUGGUGAAGACGAACCUCCCCAUGCAUGAAGCUCACUGCCAGCGGUUCCUGUGUCUCUGCCCUGACUGUAAAGAACAGGUUCCCAAGGAUCUGCUGGAGGAACAUCGACAGGAACAACACACUCUGAUCAAAUGUAAGCAGUGCAACAUGAAGAUGGAAAAAUUCAACCUGCCAGAUCAUGAAUCAUACGAAUGCACAAAGAGGAUGCAGAGUUGUGAGUAUUGUCAGCUGUCUCUCCCUUUGAACAUAUUGGAGGAACACGUCGUGACCUGUGGGAGUCGAACCGAACGCUGUGAACACUGUAACCAGUACGUCAUCCUUAAAGACCAGCUCCAGCAUGCUCAGAUCUGCAUCAAUGAAGACUUACAAACUAAAUCCAUUCAUGGAUAUGUAAAGCCAGUGAACUCUCAGCAAGACAUUGAGCGUUAUGAAUACGUGAGGAACUCUUCGAAAGAUCAGACUGACUCUGAACCAAAAGAUACAAUCCUGUCGCUGUCUGAUCUGCUGAAGAAGAAGAAGAAGCAGAAUGAUAAUCUGGGUUUUAAAAUAGACCCAGAUCAGAUCAGCACCUGUCCAUACUGUCACCUCGCUCUGCCAGUAAACACACUGCGAUGGCACGAGGAAAAAUGCAGGAUUAUGGAAGGUCUGAGAAGGAUGAGCGAGGCAACGGAUACGAGCGGAAAGAAGUGAGAAAUAAACCUGUAAGUGCUUGACGUGCAGAAACGCUUUCAGAAACACAGGUGAUGACAUCAGAACUGAAAUGAAUAAACAAGCAAACAAAACAAGUCUUUCAGACAUCUGGAAAAAUCAACCAAAGCUUUUGCGAGCAUCAUUAUUGUAUUUGAAAUGUAUGAUUUUUUUUUUCCCCAUAAAAUUUUCUCUUUAUUAAAUGUUUGAAGAAGCCAUGGUAAACUUUGAUUAAUAAAAGGAAUGAUUGCAAAAACUAUGUAGAAUUUUAGAUAGAGAGCAUGUUAAUGUUUUUGGAAAAGGAAUUAUUUAUCCAUGUUUUAAUACCGUGAAUGAUGAAUACAGUAUUUAUUUUGAAUAAAUAUUUUGCCCUUUUUUUAAUAGCUUUAUCAAUUGGUAAGAGUUUCAUUUAUUUUUUAUUAGAUAGAUAGAUAGAUAGAUAGAUAGAUAGAUAGAUAGAUAGAUAGAUAGAUAUUGUAAUACAUAUAUUUAUUUUGUUUAACAAAUGAAACUCAUGCCAAUUGAUAAAGCAAUUAAAAUCUUCAUUCAUUAUAUUUAUCUAUUUGUCAAUUAAUUAUAUCUAUUUGAUUGAUAGAUAGAUAGAUAGAUAGAUAGAUAGAUAGAUAGAGUAAUUGAUACAAUAAAAACCGGUAAAAAAAUCAAAAAUCUCAAACUAAAGCCAUGUAACUUUUUGUGGUAGAUGUUAUUGCUGAGCUCUUUCUCUGAACCGAGCUGUGAGUCGAGCAUCUAAACCGAUUCAUUGAUUCGCGCGCGCGUGCGGAAGUUUUGUGAUUCUUCUGGGACACCGAGAUACCUCGGCUUUUCUUUUUUAAUCCUUUAUCUCCAAUAAAUGUUCGUAUUUGUGUUUGGUUGAAUUAAAGAUAUGGAUGAAUGAAUAAAUCCGUGCUUCCUCUUUAAAUGCUGAGCGAACAGCGAGGCUAUUAGAAGACAUUUACACAAAUAUACACCGGAAACAAGUGCUAUAGGCUACUAAUAUUUAUUUACAAAGUUCUCAUGCUGUUAUUAUUCAAUAACAAAUCAAUAAUGUAGCCAAAACUCAAUCCGAGUAAGUUGUGAAGAUAUUCAGGGCGAAUUCAGGCUAAAUCAACCGGGGCUCAGACUGGAAGCCUAUACAGUAGAUGAGCGUUUCCCAUCCUAAAGCUUUAUUAAUGACACUAAUGAACACUGCAGGCUUUACAGCACAAUUAUAUCAUAGCACUUGUUUAUAAAACACACGGCAGAUGGACACAAUCCUGAAUGAUGUACAGAACGUGGCACGGAUUCAGAACCGAAUCAGAACGCGUUGUUUACAUCCGAACAGAAAAUAACUAACUCGAAGUUCUAGAUUUCAGCUAGUUUACCGACGACGUUUUAUACAAAAUGUCUCACUAACGUUUUUGUGACUUUCUUGCUGAUAUGAACAGGAUUCUUUCUGGUAUAAGUUCACAUUCGAGUUGUGGUGAUGUGUUAAGACAGCAGCCCCUUUGCCCACAACCAACAGCCCUGGGUGGCACAGAAGAACGUGACGUUAUGGCAUCUGAAGAAAGUAACGAAAACCGCAGCACCAGCAAAACCUUUGAGAUUUUUAACACGAAAAACUACAGGUCUGAUUAUCCUGAUGACAGCCGUGCACAUUGUUCUAAGGAUUUAUUUGCUAAUCAUAAACAAUGCCAAGACAGGAAGGAUAAGAAAAUUGACAGAUAUAUAAAAUAUUUGGCUAGGAUAUAUAAUGUGGAGCCUGUAAACACAGAACAGAUAUCCCUCUGUACAGAAGGAUCACGUAAAUGGCAAUCCAAUGACGACAUCCUUAAAACUCUGACGAUUAUUCAAAAACAAUGGUACAGCCCUAGCAGUCCCUAUGGAAAUCUGAUGGUCAGUCAAACAAACAGUGAGUCAAGUUGUACUGAAACUUUGCCCAGCGAUCGUACAACAUGCAGAGAAGGCCGUGAAGUCGAGGAAGAACCUGUCUUUGUUCAGCAGCCUGCAAAACAACGAAGUCUUAAAAAGAAAAAGAAAUCUCCACGUGAAAAUGACAAUGACGAUGAUAACCACGAAACCUGGGAAAUGAUUCGCCAACAAAUUUACAGCCCUAGAGGUUCCUAUGGAAAUAGGAUGGUCAGUAAAACAAAUAGUGAGUCAAGUUGUACUGAAGCUUUGCUCAGUGAUCGUACAAGAUGUAGAGACGACCGUGAAGUCGAGGAAGAACCUGCCUUUGGUCAGCAGCCUGCAAAACAACGAAGUCUUAAAAAGAAAAAGAAAUCUCCACGUGAAAAUGACAAUGAUGAUGACAACCACGAAACCUUGGCAAUGAUUCGCCAACAAAUGUACAGCCCUAGCGGUCCCUAUGGAAAUCGGAUGCUCAAUCAGCUGGAACCUUCAGAUUUGGCCUCUUCCUCCUUUGCACACAAAGGAAGUGACAGAGACUGAUGUACAAAUGAAGAAAAGCAAGAAAAAGCAAUCUUUCCAUAAUGACUACAAAUAUUCUGCCAUUUUCAAAAAUGUAGCCAUGUAAAUUAAUUAGUGUAGAGGUAAAUAAGUCUGAUAGGAGAAGCUUUUUAGGACCUUUAGUCAUGAAAAAGGUAGGAGUGGGAAAAGUGCACAACCACAAGCAACAACCACAGGAGGCUCUAAAACGACAGUCUAAAUGUACACGGCUAAAGAAGUGCAGUUAUCAUAUAACCAGAAUUACUAUUUGUAGUUAUUAUUUGCAACUAUUACCAUUUCAUUACAUGUACUCUAAUUUAAUCUAAUCUCAUCUAAUAUAAUGUACACUAACCUAAUCUAAUCUAAUCUAAUCUAUAAUGCAACAUGUCUCCUUGUACUAAUAUUUUGAGUCAAGGUUCAGACAGCACCAGAAAGAAGAUACAACCCUGAAUGUACCUCGAUUAGCUCUUCAGUAGCUGGAUUAGCUCCCUGCCCAAGAAUCGAACCCUGGCUGCAGACCACAAGGCUUUCUAUCUCAUAUAAUAAAUAAUAUUUCAAUAAAAAAA
Molecule: messenger RNA, 3912 nt
Organism: Tachysurus fulvidraco (yellow catfish)
Lineage: Eukaryota; Metazoa; Chordata; Actinopteri; Siluriformes; Bagridae
Gene: xaf1
Product: XIAP associated factor 1
Exons: 10
Coding region: 188-925 (245 amino acids)
Molecular function (GO): zinc ion binding
Source: RefSeq, a predicted model, not a curated record